Molecule: messenger RNA, 1129 nt
Organism: Ctenocephalides felis (cat flea)
Lineage: Eukaryota; Metazoa; Arthropoda; Insecta; Siphonaptera; Pulicidae
Product: zinc finger protein 98-like
Exons: 1
Coding region: 8-1129 (373 amino acids)
Biological process (GO): regulation of DNA-templated transcription
Molecular function (GO): DNA-binding transcription factor activity, RNA polymerase II-specific; RNA polymerase II cis-regulatory region sequence-specific DNA binding
Source: RefSeq, a predicted model, not a curated record
UGGAUCAAUGAGCACGAAUAUAAGUCUGGAUAAAAGUCGAACAAUUGAAUCGAAUUCUUACAAUAAAAUUGAAACUAUAAAUCUGAAUGGCGAUGAUCAUAUUGACUUUUGUACGGAAGCACAAAUAGAUUUGAUUAAUAAUAACAUAUAUAAUAUUGAUCCUAAGUAUGCAUCGAUCAUCAAACCAUGUUCGGUUGUAUUGGAAGAUUGUUUGGAACCUGUACACAUCGAACCUGAGAUUGAUAUAAAUAUAGAAACCACAGUACAUGCAUGUAUUCCCUGUAAUGAAACUUAUACGACCUUAAAAGAUUUAAAAAAACAUGUAUAUACAACGCACGUAAGUGACACAACCACUAAAUGUUUCAUUUGUGAUGUCGAAGUUACAAACAUGAACAAUAUGACCACGCAUAUAUUGACUCACAUGCUUACGGUUAUUUAUAUUUGUAAAAUUUGUAGCGCAGUGAAAGAAACUCAGGAAAGUUAUGAUGAACACAUGCUUACCCACCGCAAGAAAAAUUUUGUGUGUGAUGUAUGUGGUAAAACUUGUUCAACCCUAUAUACCCUGUCCAAACACAAAAUAGUACAUCAGCCAGAAAGAUACAAAUGCAAGGUAUGCAGCAAAAUAUUUGGUAACACACAGAGCCUCAAUCAACACAUGCUGAUUCACGGGGAAAGGAAAUUUGUCUGUGAAAUUUGUGAUGCUACAUUUUACAGAAGACAAGCUUUAAAUGUUCACGUGAAGAUGCACAGCACAGAACGUGCCUACAAAUGCAACUUUUGUUCUAAGACUUAUAUAACUAGAAGUAAUUUGGUAUCGCAUGCACGAGUUCACGAUAAAACAAAACAAAAGAAGUGUGAAUACUGUUCGAAAACAUUUCUUACAAAACAAGCUCGCCUACAGCAUUUGUAUAAGUAUGAAAAUGUCCAACUUCAUCAAUGUAAUUUGUGUAAGAAAGUUUAUGAAACUUUAAGUGAAUUGAAAACUCACGAGCAGAAGCACAAUGGAGAUUUGGAAACAUUCCAGUGUCGAAUAUGUGGAGAACUUUUCAGGUCGAAGGUGAAAUUGAGUCAUCAUAGAGAAGGCUGCAGGGAAAAAAAUGAUUCUAACUUGGUUGAUUUGUCCAUAUAA